GAUUCACCAGGCCCGAUCCAUGUUUGCCCCAUUUAGAGGAGGAAAGAAAAGUAGGGCACGUGCGAUCGGAUCUCCUGAAAAUCGAUCGAUUUACUACUUACUAGUUGAUUCGCAUGAUUCGGAUCCAAAAUCAAGGAUCGAUCUGCACAUUUCGUCUCCAAUGGGAGUUGUAAUCGAGAGUGAAGUUUGGGAAAACAAUCAGCCACUGUCAAUAUUCAUAUUCGUAUCAUGCUUACUCUCUGUUUUAUGCUUGCCUCACAAUUCCAGCAGGAUCUCCACCGUUUUCGAUCAAUUACUUCCCUCUUCUUUGCUUCGCUUUCAGAGGAAUUUUCUUCUUUUAUUCUGUUUCUCAUCAGUAAUGGAAGGUAUGUGGUCAGUGUUUGGGGAGUACGAGAUGGCAUACUUUGGUGUAAGUAAGGAGCAAAUGGUGUCAUCUCUUAUCAUCGGUUCUGCAUCUGCACUCUUUCUUGGGACUGGUUUAGGCAUGCUAUCUGACUUAAUAGGUAGAAAGAAAAUUUGCUUGAUGUUUUGCGUUUUGCACCUUUUUGUCGCUAUCUGGAAGCGGCUUUUCUCACAUCCAAGCAUUUGGCUAGCAAGUGUUUCUCUCUCUCUAGCCAGUUCAAUAUUUUUAUUCGGUUUUGAAACAUGGAUGGUGACCGAGCAUGACAAGUUAGGGCACAGGCUGGAUUCGUUGAACGAAAUGUUUUGGCUAAUGACUUUUCUUGAGUCUGCUUCUUUGAUCGGGAGCCAAGUGGUUGCAAAUUGGUUGGUUAGUAAUGAGCUUAAGAAGAAUAUGUUUUCACCUUCCACUGCUACCGCAUUACUGGCGGUUGUAAGUAUCGUUUCCAUUGCGAGAGAAUGGCGGGAAUCUCCACCUGCAAGUAUUAAGGAUUAUCGGAUAUCACUGAACACACAUAUCUUCUCUGAUAAAAGAAUAUGGUUAUUGGGCUGGGCACAAUCUUGCGUUCAGUUUUCUGUUGCAGUCUUUUGGAUAUUAUGGGCCCCUACAAUAGUGGCUGAUGGACGGGAAGUUAAUCUAGGCAUGAUAUACCCGUGUUUGUUGGGAGCUAAAAUGUUAGGAAGCACAGCGUUUCCAUGGUUUAUAAACGGACCAUUACCUCUCCGCACCGAAGAUUGUCUAGUUUAUGCAUUUGUUAUAGCAGGCAUUGUUCUGUCUAUAGUAGCGUAUGAUUACCAGGAAAUUGGAAUUCUUGUCGGGCUUUUUUGCUUGUUUCAUGCUUGUAUCGGUUUGGUUUUACCUUCUUUGGCCCGGUUGAGAACUUUAUAUGUGCCGAAUGAGUUGCGUGGAGGAAUGAUUAGCCUUUCUCUAGCGCCCGCAAACGCAGCGAUUCUUUUAUGUCUGAUUCUGAGAGGUUACAGUGGGAGCAUUGAAAAUUCAACUAUAAUAGCAUUCGGUGCAAUCGGCUUAUUCUCAGCAGCUGGUUGCAUGCAUUUGUUGAAGCAAUCUGGCAAACACUCACCCCAUCAAAACUUUCACAAACACUAACUGCACCGUUAUCAUGAGCACCACACAUUUUGGGCUAACCUGUCACCUGACCCGGCUCAAUUGGGGAAGAAGACUGGAACCAACUUCAGUUUGGAAGUUACGCAGAAGCGUGGCAGCUGAACGAAAGACGGGUUAAGCUGUGUUUUGUCCAGGUGAAAUUUUGUGUAUAUUUGAAAGGAGUUAUAUAGUGACUGUUUCAAUUGAUUACUAGGGUUUGAAGAGAUGAGUUGGUAUAUUUUAGCUAAGAAUUUAAUAUUUUAACUGUAUUUUAUACAAGACUGGUAGUCUUUUAAGAAGAUAAAGGGUUGAUAUAAUUAAUUGUUUUUGUUAUUAA
Messenger RNA from Helianthus annuus (common sunflower), 1841 nucleotides. Its product is annotated as molybdate-anion transporter. Lineage: Eukaryota; Viridiplantae; Streptophyta; Magnoliopsida; Asterales; Asteraceae. The transcript has 9 exons. Gene Ontology annotation, biological process: molybdate ion transport. The record is from RefSeq and is a predicted model, not a curated record. Gene Ontology annotation, molecular function: molybdate ion transmembrane transporter activity. Gene Ontology annotation, cellular component: membrane. The coding region runs from base 20 to 1507 and encodes 495 amino acids.